Molecule: messenger RNA, 2196 nt
Organism: Dichotomopilus funicola
Lineage: Eukaryota; Fungi; Ascomycota; Sordariomycetes; Sordariales; Chaetomiaceae
Product: extracellular mutant protein 11-domain-containing protein
Exons: 2
Biological process (GO): nucleolar large rRNA transcription by RNA polymerase I
Cellular component (GO): RNA polymerase I core factor complex
Molecular function (GO): RNA polymerase I core promoter sequence-specific DNA binding; TBP-class protein binding
Source: RefSeq, a predicted model, not a curated record
UCGUUCGUUCAUUCGGUCGCCGCGCCAACUCGCGCCCCCAUCGGGCCGCUGCCAAUGGGUUUCAGCAUGAUGCCGUCGUCGAAGAAACGACUGGGUUCGAUCAGUCUGUUCUUGAGGCAGGGCGACGGGAGCACCGCAGGUGGUGGAAGUGGAAGUGGAAGUGGGAGUGGAGGAAGAAGCUCAAGUUCACAACACCAAAGCGGGAGCACGAGCAGUGCCCGGGCCGGAAUUGUGGGGCUGCCUAUCCCAGCAACGGGCUCUGUUUUGUCCGGGGGCUCGGUAGCCAACGGGAGCCAUCCCUCGCAGCUGCCCCAGCUGCAGCCCCCACACGAAAUCAUCGCGGCACGGCAGGAACGAAAGCGCGACUCCACGAUUGGUGCAGCAGCGGCAGCACAACAGCAACAACAUCAACAAACCCCCGCCACUGUGGGAACCUCUUCCCCAACGGUCACGACCGCUGCAACGGCCAGCACGAGGUCGAUUCCGGUGCCCAAAUCCGGCCGCCAUUCGUCUGCAUCCCAGUCCAGCGCGACCAUGAGCCCCCCAAUACAGCAGCAGGGGCAGCAGCAUCUGCACCCGCUGCACCGGACCCGGACGUCUGCGUCCGACACACAGCGAGAUCGGGGCCACAACGCGUGGGAGGACUCGACCGUGGCCUCCAUGUUUGGCGACAACGAGAGCAGGUCCGCUUCCGACCGUCUACGUGGGACACAUGCCCACGCCCGCCACUACAGCGACGCUCCACCCCCACAGAGAGCUCUCCCUGCCCCGCCCUCCCGCAGCAUCCAACCGAAACAUGACGAGAAUCUGCCGUUCGUCAUUGGUGAGAACGGCAUUCUCAAAGUUGUGCCCCCCCUCAGCACCCACACAGCCUCCGAGAAACACACCCAAAUCACAAACAACAACAACAACACGGCUGCUGCUACGAAUGCCCACCCCGUCAACGCCGCACAGGGCGGCAUCUUCGACGACCAGAGCAUCAAGCAGGAUGACAUCUUCCAUCACGAGGCUAGCCAGGUCCUGGAAACACCCACGAAGGCCAGCGGGCUAAGACGCACUAAGUUGCCGUACCGAGACACAACCCGGGAUAACCGUGAGAUCAAGAGCAACGCAUCAUCAGAACAGAAUGGUGGGUUAGGAUACUCACCAAGCACACACAGCGUGAGCUUGUCUCCAGAGAGGCAGCCUUCAGAGCCGGGCGGACAUAUCGACAAGAUCAGAUUGCAGGAGCGCAUGGCCCGGGAGCGAGAACGACAACGAGAACGCGAGCGGGAAAAGGAAAAGGAGAGGGAACGGGAGAGGCAACGGCAACGGGAGACGGAGCAUGAGAUUGAACACAAGCGGUCAACUCUAUUUAGGGACCUGACACCGCUGCUAUUCGACGACCCGGAGUUUAACGAGACGAAAGCGGCCGUCAUCUCACCUAGCACGAUCGACCCGGCGGCACUACAAGAGGCGCAAGACCGCACACCACGCGCUAAGCGCAACCUGUUACAACCAGAGCCGCUCUUUAUGCAGCAGGCUAACAACAACAACAACCACAAAAACCACCAUAUUAAUCAUAAUAACCCCAGCAGUAAUAACCUGCUCAACGACGCGGCCCCUCCUCUUGGCCGCACCAACAGCAAGCGUCGACAAAAGUCGCCCCCCAAAGAACUUGCCCCAGCCCUUGGGCUCGGCCUGACGAAUACUACCACCACGACCACUACCACCAGUACUACCACGCCUCCCAUGACCAACUCUCGAAAGCGCCGCCAGAGCCUCGAUUACAACGACGCCGAGCUGCACGCCAUGAGCUACGCUGACCUGCGCGCGCAAGCCUUCGAUUUUGACCCACAAACCGCCGCGCUCCAGCAACCCACCGCACCCCCCACCGGCGGCACCAUCGAGGAUCGCCUCGAGCACUAUCGCCGCAAGGGCUCCAUGGACCAGCACGAGUUCUUUGCGCAGCGGGUGUCGCUCGAUGAGUGGGAGGAAGCUGGCGACUGGUUCUUGUCGCAGUUUGGAGAUAUCAUGCAGCGGCUGCGCAAGGCAAGACGGGCGAAGCGUAGGCUGGUACAACAGUUUGAGGACGAGGUGGCCGCGCGUGAGGAGGCCGUCCGGGGCAAGAUGGAGGGGAUUGCGCGGACGCUAGAGGAGUUGAGGGAGGAUGGCCGGCUGAUGAUGGAGGGGAAAGAGGUGGAUGUUGAGUUUUAA